Messenger RNA from Ostreobium quekettii, 1011 nucleotides. Lineage: Eukaryota; Viridiplantae; Chlorophyta; Ulvophyceae; Bryopsidales; Ostreobiaceae. The record is from the annotation of a GenBank genome assembly.
AUGGGAAAGCUGAAGGUGUUGAACGACACAGGGAAAAGGUCGGGCAUCAAGGUGUCCGAAUUCACGGGGCAAUCGACGGCGGAGGAGGUGACCAAGGGCUGGGAUGGCACGGGAAAGGUGGCGAUCGUGACAGGACCGUACGUGGGGCUCGGCAAAGAGACGACGAGAGUGUUGGCGCUGCGGGGCGCGGAGGUGGUGAUGGCCGGGCGCAGCAAGGCCAAGGCGGACGCGGCCAUCGGCGAGAUCAGAAAAGAGAAUCCGGGCGCCAAGCUGCGGUUCAUGGAGCUGGACCUGUCCAGUCUGGCGUCCGUGAAGAAGUUCGCAGGCGAGUUUCGCGCCACGGGCCUGGCGCCCAACGUGCUGGUGAACAACGCGGGGUUGGGCGGCGUCCCCUUCACCCUGUCCGCCGAUGGCCACGAGCUGCACUUCGCCACCAACCACCUUGGCCACUUCCUGCUGACGCGCCUGCUGCUGCCCGACCUGGAGGCCGCCGCCAAGGCGUCAGGGGUGCAGUCCCGCGUGGUCACGAUGUCGUCCGCGGUGCACCACUUGCCAUACCCCGGUGGUCUGCGCCUCGAAACAGCCGGUCCCAGCAAGGAAGGCUACGACGGCAUGAAGGCGUACGGGUCGUCCAAGCUGGCCAACAUCCUGUUCACCAGGGAACUCGAAUGGAGGUUGAGGGACAGAAAAUCGGCCGUGACCGCGGUGUGUUGUCACCCGGGAGUCGUCCGCACAGACGCCUUCAGGCGCCUUAACCGUAUUUUCGUCGAUGCGUUCUUCUGGGUGCUGAGCAAGACGGCGGCAGGCUACAGGACGGUUCCCCAGGGAGCUGCAUCGCAAGUGUACUUGGCUACGGCAAAGGAAGUGGACGGUGGGGAGUAUUACAUGGAUUGCGCCAUAAUGCCGACGUCUGUGCUCGCGUUGGAUAGGGAUCUGGCAGUCAAGCUGUGGGAGACGAGCGAGGAGAUGUGCAAAGAAUACUCCAAAAAGUGGGAAAGCCGAGGCAGCUAG